Molecule: messenger RNA, 3503 nt
Organism: Nomia melanderi (Alkali bee)
Lineage: Eukaryota; Metazoa; Arthropoda; Insecta; Hymenoptera; Halictidae
Source: RefSeq, a predicted model, not a curated record
CAUAACAUGAUUGUUACAAUUCCUAUCAAAUCCAUUUGGCAUAUUUGACUUUUUGUUAGCUGAUGCAAUAUCAUUACAAGAUACGCUUCUAAACGUUAAAGGAUCUCCCAAUUUUUCUGCAUCUGCCAACAUUGUUGGACUUUCAGGCAAAGCAUCAGACAAGCAACCUUUCUGAAAUGAGUUAUCAAUGCUUCUUAUUUGUUCAUAAUAUCUAUGAUUUCAUUUUAAUAACUUGUGUUCAAACAUACCCUGUUCACAGGUUGAAUUUCUGCUUGUAAUGCAUUAAGUACAAUAUGAAACAAUUCAUGAGCAUCUUGAUAACCUGGUGCAAAACUCCAUAAAUUACCAAGAGAUGAAAUUAUUUCAAUUGGUGUUACAUCACCAUACAAGUCUUCUGCGUAUCCAUUAAUUUCUAACAAGAAACAGCAGAUACUGUUGUUUUAGCCACUCAAUAAAAAUUGGACAUGCAGCCAAAGCUUGUAAAAGAGAAUUUAAAAAACAAGUAUAUCCCAGAUUGUUGAUUCCAAUGACUUUUCCUGGAAAAAUAUUUAUAAUAUUAUAAAACAUUUUUCAUUAGCAAAUACACAAAAUACUUUACACUUUGAACAAAAGAUUAUUUUAUAAAUUGUGUAAAUUGCAGACUAUCAAUGAUAUACCUUUUUUUCUAGGUUUGGGAGAAGGUCCCCAUAAAACAAAUGCAGCAACGGCUAUUGCGAAUCCUAGGCUAGCAAAUACAGCAAUUUUUUCCACAUCCAUGUUUCUUGAAUAUUCGUAGGAGUGUUUUUCUUGUACAAACUAACCUACAUGUUGAUUCGGCUGGCAAAUCUAGUUGUUUCGAAUGCACGCAUAAUUCGUCGCUAAUAACUAAUAAUUUCGUAACAUACAGGAUUAGUUUUUCAUGUUCCGUUGUAAAUUAAUAACUUAAAAACAGAAUUCUAAUAUACGAUUCAGUCAUGCCUGGUUAGUUCAGUAAAGAACGUAGUAAAAUUAAAGCAUCUCUUAUUUGGAAUGUAAAUUUUCAAGUUCCAAUGAUUCAAUAACGAAGCAAACAAUUUUCUGGUUAAAAAGUACUUUAAUUACACAAGGAGAAACGAGAUGUAUUCGUACGUGCGAAUUCUUGCGUCCGAACACUCGUUCAGUGUCGUAAAUACAUGUACUAGUGCGUAGAUUCUCAUAUAGGUUAUACCGACAUUCGUAACGAAAAAUUCCAUUAAUAUUUCUGUGAACGCAGUGAUACGUGUAAGACGAAAAAUUAAGGUGACCGUGGGGGACUCGAAAAUGUUCCCACGUUCCCGCUUCGCAAGUGUGUGUUGCGCGUGCGUGUGAAAUUCCUACAAUAAGCGAGAAAAUGAACGCCCAAGGACAGGAACACGGUCAUGCUGUGGUUGUGUGGGAGUGGGAAAAUCGUCACGGACGUUGGAGGCCUUACAGUCCCGCAGUAUCUCAACACCUAGAAAGAGCACAUUGCAAAAAACUCACACGGGUCUUCCUCAAUGAUGCAGACCCAAAUUUGGAUAGGUAUUACAUAAAUUUGAAAACAAAAAUGCAAUGUAGUGAAGAUGGAAAUGAGACACAUAAUGUCAGACGAAAGUUUUAUCUUCCAAGUUCACCAGCUGGGAAAGGAGCUAAAUGGGAGUGGGCUGGUGAUUCAGAUGAUUGGCAUACAUAUGAUAUGGAAGUGCAAUGUCUCGUAGAAGAAGCAUGGGCAAGGGUGAAUAUAAAACUAGCUUCUAGAGCAGGCACGUCUCAUUGGAGCCCACAUACGAAUAAGAGCAUUUUUGUAGCUCACGAGCAGAGUCAAGUAUAUACAGGCGACAAGACUAUUGACAUCUCUAAAACUUACUUGGGCUUCCCUUAUAUUAUAAACUUUUGCAAUUUAACUCAAGUACGUUGUUGUACUGGAUAUGUGAGGCCAAUAAGACGUAUUCAGCAAGCACCUUACCCCUUAGUAAAAGUUGCCCUAGAAGAGCUACAGGUUAUUUCAGGCAAGAAAUCCAUGUGUGUAACUAUAAAAAGUACUACACCAAAAGUAACACAUAAGAAAUCAUCUACAGGAAAUUCGAAAAAGAGCAAUAAAAAGGGCAAAAAUGGUGAGACUGGUCCAUCGAACAUAGCACGUGUUAUACUAAGCAAUUUCAACAUAUUUAGUAACAGACAUAGCAUUGAAAAUAGUACUUCGGUUACAACCAUUGAAUCUGGUCAAAAAAGGAAAACAUGGGACAAUGUACUUGAUGUGGAUUCUAGCAGUACGAAAAGUGGGCGAAGACCUAGUGUUGACACAGUCUCCACAUAUUUGAGUCAUGAAAACCCAGUAGAUCUGUUAGAUAGUAGUGUAGGAAGUGAUGAUGCAUUUAAAGAUUCUAUUCUAGAUGCAGAAUCAGAUGUUAUUUCUCAAUAUGUGAAAGUUGUAGAGAGCAAUGAUUCUGAUUCUUGUCCAGUAUGUCUUGGCAUUCCCGAACCGCUAACUGUAGAGUUGACUCGUUGCAAACACAGAUUACAUUUAGCAUGUUUAAAUGCAAUGCUCAACUGCCAGCAACCACCUAUGUAUAUACAAUGUCCUGUAUGCAGAUUAAUUUAUGGAGAGAAAAGGGGAAACCAACCCCCUGGUACUAUGAAUUGGACGAGAAUACCACGUGCUUUACCUGGAUUCCCAAAUAUAAACACAAUACAAAUAACUUACGACAUUCCUUCAGGAAUUCAAGGAAGAGAGCAUCCCAAUCCUGGACAGGCUUACUACGCUGUAGGUUUUCCACGAGUAUGUUAUCUUCCAGACAAUAAUCUAGGUCGAAGAGUUUUAAGACUACUGCAAAUAGCUUUUGAACGGAAAUUGAUAUUCACAAUUGGACGAUCAGUCACUACUGGACGAGAAGAUGUAGUAACAUGGAAUGAAAUUCACCACAAGACUGAAUUAGGACCAUCGACAUCUGGCCAUGGUUAUCCUGACACAAGUUACCUUGAGAGGACUUUAGCUGAAUUAGCAGCACAAGGAGUAACAGAUGGAUAACCAACGGCUACACUAUAUCAAGAGUUACAUUAAACAACACUUUGUUUAUUUAGUGGUAUCAAUAUUACAUGUACAUAGAUUACUGCCACAGUUUUUUUAAUAAUUAAUAAUAAUAAUAAAGUAAAGAAAUAAUUAUCUUUGAUAUAAUUAAAAUUUUAUAUUACUAAUUAAAUCAUAGACGUUUGAAAGAUAUAUUUUGGGAAUAAUGUCCCUCUUUUCUAAUGAACAACAUAAAAAAAUGAAGGUAUUUUCAAAUUAGUAAUACCUAAAAUUAAAAAUUUUAAUAAUUUAUUUGAACAAUUUGCUUUAAAACGCGAUCUAAGCAAUAAAGUAGUAUCAUAUAUGGGACAUUAGUUUCUACAUGAAAAGAAUAUUUUAAUCGACCAAGUGAAUUGUUUUUCCAAAAAAUCCAUGUUACAUUUUUCAAAUAUUAUGAAAUAUUUAAUGUUAUUGAUUAAAUUUGAGUGUAUUGUUAAAAAUAUAAAAAAUUUAUCUUGAA